GAAGCCCAGAAUGCAACGCAAACGGGCAGAGGCCGGAGGGCGGGACUGCAACACCCAGAAAUGCCGCAAGACCCAGGGAUAAGACUACAAGUCCCAGAGUACAAUGCUGCAGAGCAACUAUGACAGCAAAUCCCAGGAUGCAUUGCGAUGGGGUCUCCCAGUCCCAGGGUGCAGUGCUCCUUCUCCUCUGAAGGCUCACGUGCAUGGUGUAAUGCAGCUGCAAACUGCUGCUGGAGGGGCCUGGCAGCAGCUGCAGAAGAAGACCAAGGCCUGCCCUCGGCUGGAUCUGGUGACCCGUGACCGCCCUCGCCGAGCGGGACCAUGCGUCUGACCGCCCUGCUGGCCAUGGCGGCCAGGGUGAAGCUGCCUCCGGACUAUCGCCACGGUGUCUACCGGCCCUGGACGGCCGCGGCCAAGGCCAACAACCCCCCCGGGCGGAGACGCAAGAAGGUGUUUGUGGAGCCCAUCAGCAAGGAGGACUGGAAGGUGUUCCGUGGAGACACGGUGGAGAUACUAAUUGGGAAGGAUGCCGGGAAACAAGGAAUGGUGAACCAGGUCAUCCGAGCUCGCAACUGGGUCUUUGUGGAAGGUUUGAAUACGCAUUACUGUUACAUCGGGAAAACCGCCGAUUACCCGGGGACGUACAUCGCCAGCGAGGCACCCUUGCUGCUCCGACAGGUUGCCCUGGUCGACCCUACAGACAGGAAGCCCACCGAGGUGGAGUGGCGCUACACCGAAGAGGGUGAGCGAGUGAGGGUGUCUCUGCGAACCGGCAGGAUCAUCCCUGCACCUGUCCACCAGCGCCGGGACGGCAUCAUCCCAGAGCAGUGGAAAGAUGGGCCAAAGGACACCUCGGUGGAUGACGCGCUGGACAGAACCUAUCAGCCGUCCCUGAAAAUAUUCGAAGAAGAAAUCCUGGAGCUGCAGGGCAUCGUGGAGACGCGUCGAGCCAAGAAAUCCUAUUGGUAUUAGCACCUCUGCAGCGAGCGGCCUCUGCCUGCGACCCCAGCACUAACGCCACGUGGCUGGUGGGCGGCCCGCUCUCCUGGAGUCCCCAGUUGUCUUCGUACGUCUGGACAGCAAAGGCCUGGCUGCCCAGCCCAAGGCGAUAGCUGUGGCUGCAGGCCCCUUGCAAUCAGGGCCUGCCCCUCCCGCCGGCCAGCCGGCAAUAAAGACGUCCUGAUCCCUUUUGUAUGCCA
Molecule: messenger RNA, 1199 nt
Organism: Chelonia mydas (Green sea turtle)
Lineage: Eukaryota; Metazoa; Chordata; Testudines; Cheloniidae
Gene: MRPL24
Product: mitochondrial ribosomal protein L24
Exons: 6
Coding region: 322-972 (216 amino acids)
Biological process (GO): translation
Cellular component (GO): mitochondrion; ribosome
Molecular function (GO): RNA binding; structural constituent of ribosome
Source: RefSeq, a predicted model, not a curated record